AUGCCCAUCUGGGCUGGGGACAAGCAGCUCAAUGUCUGCAUGAAGACCAAGCACCACAAGCCGGAGCCUGGGCCAGAGGACCAGCUCUACGAUGAGUGCAGCCCCUGGAAGGGCAAUGCCUGCUGCACGACCAACACAAGCUGGGAAGCCCACCUGGAUGAGGCUGUGCUCUACAACUUCAGCCUGAUUCACUGUGGACUGAUGAUACCCGACUGUCAGAAGCACUUCAUCCAGGCCAAGUGCUUGCACCAGUGCUCCCCAAACCUGGGGCCUUGGAUCCGGCAGGUGGCCCCAUGUGAGCAGGAAGAGCGAAUUUUGGACGCACCACUCUGCCAGGAGGACUGCGUGCAGUGGUGGGCAGACUGCCGCACAUCCUACACUUGCAAAUCCAACUGGCUCCGCGGCUGGGACUGGAGUCGGGGGAAGAGCCGCUGUCCUGCAAGGGCCCGCUGCCGUCCUUUCCCCUAUUACUUCCCCACCCCGGCUGCCUUGUGUGAGAAGAUUUGGGGCAACUCCUUCAAGGCGAGCCCUGAGCGUAGGAACAGUGGGCGGUGUCUGCAGAAGUGGUUCGAGCCCUCUCAGUGCAACCCCAACAUGGCCGUGGCCCAGUUCUUUGCUAGCCCUGCCCCAUCCUGGGAGCUCUCCCGCACUCUCAUGGCCUUCUCUCUGUUCCUGCUAUUCCUUCCCUGA
Messenger RNA from Myotis lucifugus (little brown bat), 690 nucleotides. RefSeq names its product IZUMO1 receptor, JUNO (gene IZUMO1R). Gene Ontology annotation, cellular component: external side of plasma membrane. NCBI's taxonomy places the organism in Eukaryota, Metazoa, Chordata, Mammalia, Chiroptera, Vespertilionidae. Gene Ontology annotation, molecular function: signaling receptor activity. The transcript is spliced from 4 exons. The record is from RefSeq and is a predicted model, not a curated record. Gene Ontology annotation, biological process: cell adhesion; fusion of sperm to egg plasma membrane involved in single fertilization; sperm-egg recognition. The coding region runs from base 1 to 690 and encodes 229 amino acids.